AUGACCGCGUUCGAGUCCUACUUGGUUAUUGGCGGAAGUGGAUUUUUGGGCCGGCAUAUAGUCGAGGCGCUCGUUGCUCGCGGCGAAAAAGAUGUUGCGGUCCUGGAUAUCGUGCAGAGAUACGACGAUGUCCGCUUUUUCUCGGCGGACAUUACGAAUGAAGCAGACGUAGCCGAUGUGAUUCGCAAAGCCAAUAUUACAUGUAUUAUCCACACUGCGUCCCCAGUGCACGGCCUCGGCAAAGAAAUUUACUGGAAAGUCAACGUUGAUGGAACCAAGGCCGUAAUUGCUGCUGCUCAAGCGCACGGUGUCAAAAAACUCGUUUACACGAGCAGCGCAGGUGUUGUCUAUAAUGGAGAGGACCUUAUUGAUGCCGAAGCUGAAAAACUUGUAUUGGCGGCCAAUGGUGUAAAUGACCUUCUCACCGUAGCCAUUCGACCUGCUGGGAUUUUCGGUCCUGGUGAUCGGCAAGUCAUGAAAGGAUUGAUGGACGUGGUCGCCAAUGGCCAAACCCGGUUCCAGAUUGGCUCAAACAAUAAUCUUUUCGACUGGACGUAUGUGACCAACGUCGCGCAUGCACACCUCCUUGCAGCGGACAAACUUGGCCAAACACUCCCUCCAAAGGAUGAGCUCUUGAACUCACCUUUACCCCCAGUGUCCCUGACCACAGAUCCCAUCCCCCACCGUAUCCCUACCUCUGCUGCACGCCCUCUCGGGCCUACUUUGCACCCGACAGAGACAGACAAGGAGGCUGCAGCCGCAUUCGAGACUACCGGACUUCCGCCCGAUGUACCCGUGCUACGCACCAAGUUCGAUCCCCUCUCCGAGGCUGCACUAAGCAAGGAAGAUACCUCUCCUCUUUCUGUCGCAGGCCAGGCAUUUUUCAUUACGAAUGGCGAGCCCGUGUAUUUUUGGGACUUUACUCGUGCAGUUUGGCGUGCCGCAGGCCAUGUGCCUAACAGCCGGUUCGUCUUUCCAAAAGAUAUCGGCCUCAUGGAGGCUGGUUUCACUCGUUUCCGUGUGACAUUUGCUUGUGCUUCUCGAUGGUAUAACAUUGAGAAGGCACGAAGAGUUCUCGGAUACGAACCACAAGUUGGGUUGGAAGAAGGUGUACAGCUCAUGGUUGAUUGGUGGAAGAAGCAGCAAGCUGCGAAAACGACUUGA
Messenger RNA from Rhizoctonia solani, 1164 nucleotides. Its product is annotated as 3-beta hydroxysteroid dehydrogenase/isomerase family protein. Gene Ontology annotation, biological process: steroid biosynthetic process. The transcript is spliced from 6 exons. NCBI's taxonomy places the organism in Eukaryota, Fungi, Basidiomycota, Agaricomycetes, Cantharellales, Ceratobasidiaceae. Gene Ontology annotation, molecular function: 3-beta-hydroxy-Delta5-steroid dehydrogenase (NAD+) activity. Bases 1 to 1164 code for a protein of 387 amino acids. The record is from RefSeq and is a predicted model, not a curated record.